CAAUAUGUCACAAAUCAAAAAGAAAUGGAGAGUUGUUAAUUCAAGUCAUCUAUAUACUAAAAACUCAGCUAAGAGGGGACCAUCACAACUUGAGAGCAAACGAAAAAAUCAGGGUUAUCUCCAAUAUACGAAUAGACUCGAUCAAAGUAAUAAGGCGCAAAAUUAGACACUCCUUAUCUAUUAGUUCCAGUAGGUUGAAUAAAAAAGCGACCUAUUUCAAACAAUCAAUCAAUGAUUCCUCGUUUUAAGAUAAAAAUAGGUUGUGACAAUUGUAAAAACCAUAAACCUAAAGAUCCAAUAGCCACCACUCUCCGUUGUACAACCAAAUUUCUAUCUCAAGAGGCAUAUAUUCAACCAAAAAUUCAAUUUCUAAUCCUCCUUCUACAACUCCAGUUAUUGAUGAACUCCAUUCUAUUCACCAAGGAUUGAUAUCGCAGUUCAAAACUUCUACUCGCCUAGCUUAAAAUCCCCAACAAUAAAACUGUGGUGCCAAGAGAUACCUGAAGAUUGAUUUUCAAUGACAGUCUUGUACUGGGAAGUGAAAGGCGCAAAAUAUUGCACGAAGGAUAAAAUUUCGGAGGAAGUUAGAAAGAGAAAAGUACAAAGAUAAAAAAUCACAAAAUUUAAAUUUAAAUUGAAAAAUGCAAGGAUACAACACGUAGUUACAUAAUUAGUUUCUUCCAUGUUAGCCAAUUACCCAUUUACCUUUAGCAAAAAUUAAGGAGAGAGCGGGAAUUUAAAAUUGAGAAAAUUACAUGAAACUCUACUAUAAAAAUAGAAGUAUCAAGCUCGAUAAAAAUGCAUACGGUAGACUUAGUGAGCUUGCUAAUUAUGAUGAAAAAGUCCUCUGAUUUUCAGAGAUUAACUUUGUCUAUGUUUUGUAUCAAAAAGGAUACAAUAAAUUUGUUUAGUGUAACUGGUUGUAAUUGUUAUCUUUGUUUGAAGAGACCCGGGUUCAAAUCUUGAUAUUGCUGUUUUUAUAUGAAAUAAAUAAUAAAUGUGUAAAGACAAAAAUGACCUUCCUACUUUCACUCUCAUUGCAGGAAAUUUGAAAUGGAGAAAAAUACACAAAACUCUACCAUAUAUUAAUGGAGGAUGGGGAUUCAAAAUGAGAUAUUUAGGGGUCGUUUGCUUGUUGGAUUUGGGUCAUGGAUUUGGUACCCAAAUCCCAAGUUUGAUGGAUUUAACAUAAGUCCAUUGUUUGUUGAAGGGUGCUAAAUCCGUGGGGUCCACGAAUUUAGUCUUUAUUUUGGAACCAAAUUCGUGGACCCACGGACUUGUAAAUCCCAUAUAUUGAUUUGGGAUUUGCAAAUCCUUGAUGGUUAGUUAUUUAGGGGUUGUUUGCUUCAUGGAUUUAAAAAUGAGGGUUUUGUAAUUUAAAAACCCAAGGAUUUAUCAAGUAUUUGAGGCAUCAUGGAUUUGUAACAAUCCUUUGUUUGUUGGGAUGUUUUUAUCAUGGAUUUAAAGGUGUGGGAUUUACUACUUGAAUUCAAAAAUUACAUUACUACCCUUUUCUAUACGUUUGACAUGUUUAUGAUAUGUACACAAAACAAGGACAAAACUUCAAAAUUACCUUACUAUCAUUUUCUAUAUGUUUGACAUGUUUAUGAUAUGUACACAAAACAAGGACAAUACAUACUAAUAAGCAUAAUGUUGCCACAUGGACAAUAAUAAUAAACGAGAAAAUUCUGUUUUAACUUUUAACGUAACAUAAUCAAUUACCAAUUCUUUGUCCUCCUUUUCAAAACUGACAUAUAACAACAUAUAUUAGAAUCGGGAGAACAAAGAAUUACACGUUCCAUGAAAAGGUCAAAGAAAACUAGAACACAAGAAAUGAUAUAAAAAAUCUAACUCAUGUUUGCACAUUAAUUGAACGUUUAUAUUAUUCAUUUAUUGUUAAUUAUAAUGUAUAAUAGUUAAAUUUGAGGGCAACCUUGGAAUAUUAAAAGUGCAUGAGGGUAUAUGGGUAAAAUCUCAUCAAGGAUUUAUGCCAUAUUCCAAAUCCCACAUCAACAUGUGGGAUUUAUAAGUCCGUGGGGUCCACGGAUUUGGACCAUUAAAAUCUGUGGGUCCCACGGAUUUGGUCUCCAAAAAAGGUGCAAACAAACAACGGAUUGUACCUAAAUCCUUGAUAGUUAGUUUUUUUGUACCAAAUCCAUGUACCAAAUCCUUGAAGCAAACGACCCCUUAUUUCACAAAUCCAUCAUCAAAUCUAUCAUGCAAACAUUAGACUCUUCAACCCGUAGGAAGGGAUUGGAUUUUUAAUUUUGACUAAGAGCUAGAUGAGAUGGAUGUAGGGACUAUGUUUCUCAACGAAAACAUUUGUGAGAUGAUUUACAUGGUUCAACCAUAAAUUUUUGCUUUAGACAAUCUAAAGUUUAUGGUUUGCAAAUCAAUGAAUCCAUUUUUGUCUCACAUUGGCUUAUCGUUAAUGAUAUCACAAAUAUCAUCAAGUUAUUCGCUCAUUCGGUUUAGAGAGUACUAUUGAUGAUUGUUUAUUCUUAAGUUUAACGGGAGUAUAUUCACCUGUUUUCUUACAUCAUUGAUGUUCUACUUUGUAGUCGCGAUAUAUGCUUAGUGUACGAGAUAUAGAUAAACUUUUGCAAUGAAAUAUGAGAUAAAAUUUUAUGGUCUCGCGCCUCUUUUGAUUUGGUAGAUAAGUUAGUAAAUUAGGUGAUGUGUUGUAGGGGUCGUUUGGAUUGAGUAUUUGGGGGUGUUAUUUGAGGUCAAAUAACACAAAAUCUGUUAUUUAACCCCAAAUAACAUGUUUGGCUGACAAAAAGUGGGAUGUGUUAUUUGGAUGUAGUGUUUUGCCAAAUAACAGGUUUGAGACCAAAUAACACAAAGGGGUCGUUUGGAUUGAGUAUUUGGGGGUGUUAUUUGAGGUCAAAUAACACAAAAUCUGUUAUUUAACCCCAAAUAACAUGUUUGGCUGACAAAAAGUGGGAUGUGUUAUUUGGAUGUAGUGUUUUGCCAAAUAACAGGUUUGAGACCAAAUAACACAAAAAGUGUUGUUUGCCAAAUACUUGGGAGGGGGCAGGUAUUUCCCAAAUAACAAGUUUGAGACCAAAUAUCACAUACCAAAUAACAAGUUUUAUAUUAUGUGGUAUUUGUGUGGUAAUUGGCCCCAAACAACAAGUUUAUCAAAUACUCAAUCCAAACGACCCCGUAAGAUUUGUUGCUAAAGAAGACAUUUUGGUCUCAAUGAGUGCCCCGAUAAUGGUAUACAAACAAUAUAUGUUGUUUUAUUAAACAUACCUCUGUAAUUUGUAAAAAUUAUCAAACAUGCCGUUCUGUUAAAAUUUUCAUAAAAAAACAAUUAACCACAAACGAACUUUUAUUUGGGCGACGCAAAUGUCUAAAAUAUCCCUAAUAAUCCAGUAUAAAAACCCUAAAAUGGAAAGGGAAAUGCAAACAUAAAGCCGUAUAAUUGCACUUGUAUUAGCUUCCGUCUUAGUAGUAGUAACCACACCACCCUCUCAAUUCUUACGGCCACUAAUCCCAUCGCCAUCAAGAUCAAGUGCUGUCGCCGUACAAUAAAAAAAAAAAAAAAUGAAGGAGCAAACUACGCGCGCCAUGUGGUGGAGAUCGCCGUCUUUCAUCCUCGACAAUCGGCAGCAGGCACAGCCAUACGGCACCGCUCGAGGCGGCGCCCUCUCCAUUCCGCCACCUCCGUCCACUGCCAUGGCGGAUCCUAACCCUAACCCCAAUCCCCUCACCGACAAAAUCUCCGCCUACUACCAGACCCGCGCCGCCCACCACGGCGUCGUCUCCAGCGACUGGCUCGCCCAGGCUCAGGCCGCCGUCGGCCACAUCCCCGACGAUGCCGCUAAUAGCGACCAGGGAGCUCCUUCUGGCAAGCUCUUCAGCGUCAUCGACGAGUUCAACAACUGGCGCAAGCAGCCCGACUUGGCCGAGGCCGUCGCUGCUAUCAGGGCUCUAGCCGCCGUCAUUCGGAAUAGCCAGGCUACGACCAUGAUGGAGCUCGAGAUUGAGCUCAAGAAAGCCUCCGACUCCCUCAAGUCAUGGGACACGACAUCAAUCUCUUUAACUGCAGGAUGUGAUCUGUUCAUGCGAUAUGUAACCAGAACUUCAGCCUUGGAAUACGAGGACUUCAAUUCGGCUAAAACCCGCUUGAUUGAACGUGCUGAGAAGUUUGGAGAGAUAUCCUACAAGGCACGUAAAAUCAUUGCGAUGCUUAGCCAAGAUUUCAUCUUUGAUGGUUGUACAAUCUUGGUACAUGGCUUCUCCAGAGUUGUGUUGGAAGUUCUGAAGAUGGCAGCUCAAAAUAAAAAACUUUUUCGAGUUUUCUGCACAGAGGGAAGACCGGACAGAACAGGUUUAAGGUUAUCUAAUGAGCUAGCCAAGCUUGAUGUCCCAGUGAAGCUCCUUAUAGACUCUGCUGUAGCGUACUCCAUGGACGAGGUGGACAUGGUGUUUGUGGGAGCAGAUGGGGUGGUGGAAAGUGGAGGUAUAAUCAACAUGAUGGGGACGUAUCAGAUUGCCCUCGUGGCACACAGCAUGAACAAACCUGUUUACGUGGCAGCUGAAAGCUACAAGUUUGCUCGUCUGUAUCCCCUAGACCAGAAGGACAUGGGUCCUGCAUUACGCCCCAUAGAGUUUGGAGUUCCGAUCCCAUUGAAGGUAGAGGUUGAAACAUCUGCUCGGGAUUAUACGCCACCUCAGUAUCUUACUCUGUUGUUCACCGACCUCGGUGUGCUGACGCCAUCUGUAGUCAGUGAUGAACUGAUUCAGCUGUACUUGUAAGUGGUUGAUGAUUUUGGUACUGUUCUGCUUGUAAGUGGCUGAUGAAAUGUGUUAAAAAGAAGUGCUGCAGUGCUGCUUACUCUGGAUUCUUACUGAUAAAAAGCUAUGAAUAGCGGGAGGUGACUGAAGUUGGAACUUGGAGGGAGGUAGUUCUUUCGCCUUCUGAAUAUUUUGACGGUCUGCAUAGGAAGGAAAUUUUGUGAUUCAUGGAAUGGCUGGAUGUGAAUUGUGAUUGGAGGAAGCGUGGGAAUGAGAUGAAGGACAAUAAUGUUAGUCUUACUUUUAUAUGGUCUUCCAAUGCUUCCUAGGUUUGCUGAGAUUGAGCUUGGUUCAAUUCAAAACGUAAUUGUUUGAGAAGAAAGGAUGAAGUUCAUUUUGUAAAUUGCAAUGAACUCGUUUCAAAUGAUGUAUUUACUAAUCAGGGUGAUGUUCUGCUCAACUUUUAAUUAUAAUAAGGGAACCUAAUCACUUGUGCUAAAUUAAAUGACUUCUUGAAUCUCGUCCGGCGUGUUAUUCACUUAUUUCCGAAGUGGGGUAUCAAAUGGAAAGGGACAGAUUGAAAAAUAUUGUUAAAAACGUGUUACUAAUUACUAUUAAUGAUGUGAUGUCUUACAAAGUAAGAAAAUGCAAGCACAUUAAUAAUAUUCAAGUUUGUGCAGUGAUUCUGUGAUGGAAAGAGAGGUACAUUUUGCUUUUGGCUUAACGAUCGAGUUGUCGUAGUAAUAAAAUGCAUAAAUAAAAACUAAAAACAUUUGCUUUGGAAAUAAUUAGGCUUGCAAAUGAGUACAACCUAUGUUAAGUUUAUCUCGGUAAUAAUGGAGUUGAGUUUACUGAAAUUAUUUCAGUUCGACUCUAAGAAACCCACGAAUUAUCAACAAACAAACUCAAAAGUGAUAAAUUAAUUUCAUUAUAAAUUGCUAAUCGAGCUGGGUUUCUAGAUAAACUUUUAAAUAAACCCAUGAGUUUAACUCAACAAACCACCAAACUAUACUGGCUCAUGAACCUCUUGUAUUGAAUAAGAACUCACUCAAACUCAACUUGUUAUUAAGCAAGCCGAUCGAUCGAGUAUCAAAUGAAUGCUGCUCAUUUAACAUGCCUAAGGGCUAAGAGCAAUGGCGGAGGGAGGUGGUGAGGAGUGGGGUCCUAGGACCCCACUCGGCAAAUAAUUUGGCAACAUAAUUUUUUAAAUACGUUUGGGACUCCGUACUCUUGUUGAUGUUAGCUCACCUAAGUAUUCCAAUCAACUAAAAAGUUCAUUAAAUACACAUGGUUUAGUAUUAGUAAAUUUUUAAGCACCCCAAUAAACUCAAAAUUCGGCUAAGCCACUUGCUAAGAGUGUGUCACAUACAAGUCAGAUGAUGAUCAGAUUCUGCUGCUGCAACCGUGCUAUUUCUGCAGAGCAUCAAGUUCGCUCCUAAGAAAGGCGUCUGCAGCAAUAUAAAUUUUAGAUAAAAAUAUGUAAAGUAUAAAAUACAUAGGUACCAAAUUGUAAUUUGUCAAUUGAAUUCAUGGAUCAAUCCAAUUGAAUUUGGAUCAAAUGGAUUGAAUUAGAUGAAUAGUUUGGUAAAUGGAUUGAAUUAAUAGAUUUGGAUACCUAAUUGCCACAUCGAGUUCCAAUGAUCUAACGCAUAAACAUUUACACCGCAAAAUGUAUUCCUUAUUACAAGAAAGCAAGUCUACAAGCAAGACACCAUGAGAUGGAUAGGCAGCGGAAAGCUGCAAAGACACAAUGAGAUGGAUUAGCAUCCACCACGCCGCCGACCUAUUCAUUAAGAUCGUUGUUAUUAGUUAUUACCCUCAUGAUGAAGAAUAGAAGAUGACGACGUACGGUUAGUGUGGUUGUUAAGAAUGAAGUCUGUAAUAAUUAAUACGCCCCCGCUUAAGUUUGUUGCUUGAAAUUAAUUUUAUUCAUUCAAAGUGCAUUAUUGUUGUACUCUUUCACUAAUGUUAUAAGAGUAUAAAUGUGAAUGUUAACAUGUUGAUUGGAGUUACGAAGAGAAAUUAUUAUCCAUGAAGAAUCGUGAACACCUGAAAUCAAACGAGUAUGGACAUGAUUUUGAUUUUCUACACGAUUCUUAUGUCUUAGAGUAUAAAUAUAGAUAAUAUCCAAAUUACUUUGAGUAGCACUAUCCGCCCUAACCUAAACUGUUGGCAACUUGACAUCCCUAACUUUAAACAAGGGUGACUAUUUGGUCCAGGAUUUUUGAUUUUACUCAAAACCGGACCGUAUAAAUCGGACCGAGAUCGAAUCGGGACCGGACUCAUGUCAUUCAAAUCCCCACAAGGUCAAUCUAAAAUCAAAACUGAAUUGGGAGCAGACCGAGUCAAGACCAAACUCAAUCCAAUCAAAUCCAAUCAAAUAUUUAGUCAUUAUAUUCUCGAAAAUACCAGACCAAAACUAAAUCAAUUUGAACUAAUUUAACCGGAUCGGACCGUAUAGUAGGGAUGGCAAUGGGUCGGGUUAGUGCGGGUUUUGUCAAACCCAAACCCAAACCCAUGAGUUUAUCAGCCAAAAAAACUCGGGGUAAAACCCGUUGGGUUUGAAAAACUCAAACCCAACCCGCUGGGUAUCCGCGGUUUCAUGGGUACCCGUGGGUUUUUGUGAUAAAAUAUUUACAAUAACAAGUAUCUUGCAAAAUAAAAGUUUAGCAUCAAUUUUCUCAUACAAAUUAAUCAUACAAAAAACAUCAAUCUAGAGCAUACAAGCAAACCGCAAAUGAUCAAUACAAAUUGUUUAAAAUUAAAGAUAAACAUCUAUAAACAAUCAUAUUAAUUGAAAGGUUCUUCCUCGUCAACUAAUUUCUUCACUCUUCACUUCUAAUAUCAACUUCAUUCUAAAUAAUUAGAAAGAACAAAUUAUACAUGUCUCCAAAGACAUAAAGAAUAUUAGUUGUUUAAGGAAGAUAUAUUAUUUAUAAUAUUAAAUAAACGGGAAAAUAAUUAUAUGUGUGUGGGCGGGUACCCAUGAGGCGGGUUUACCUAAACCCAAAUCCAACCCGACCCAAUGAAUAGUGUAGCAGGUUUAAACCCGAACCCGACCCAAAACCCAUCAACACGGAUUUUACCCGCAUUAACCAGGUUGGGUCAGAUGGAUACCCGUGGGUUCGGGUAUUGUUGCCAUCCCUACCGUAUAGUCACCACUAACUUUAAACCUCAGUUGCAUUUAACAAUGAAACUUCAUCAUAACAAGCAACGAAUAAAAAAAAAAGUCUUUACCAAAAUAAAAAAGAAAAAAAAAAGUGUGAAGGAGGAGGGCCAGGAUGGUCACUUGACUCACUUCCCCUCACUUUUGUCGUUCUUCUUCAUCGCAUAACCCAAUCCAGCAACUUGCCUCCCUUCCAUUAACGUGUUACUUACUCACCACCAACCGCGGCGGCAGCAGCAGCGUCUCAAACAAAUAAACCAAACCCACUCUUCCUUCCAUCAACAACAAACAAAGCCAAAACAAAUUAAUCACACCUCUCUCUCUUUCUCUCUCUCUCUCUCUCUCUGAAAGAACCCAACAACAGAUUCCAGUUCCAGUAUUCAUUCAAUCCCUCAUCCCACCUGAAAAACCUAGCAACAAAACCACCUCCAUUUCUCGCCGGCAACAAAACCCACCAUGUGUGGCGGUGCUAUCAUCUCCGACUUCAUACCUCCCACCGUUGGCGGUGGCCGCUCCUUCUCCAGGAA
Linum trigynum is the source of this 8439-nucleotide messenger RNA. Lineage: Eukaryota; Viridiplantae; Streptophyta; Magnoliopsida; Malpighiales; Linaceae. The record is from the annotation of a GenBank genome assembly.